Molecule: messenger RNA, 951 nt
Organism: Ilyonectria robusta
Lineage: Eukaryota; Fungi; Ascomycota; Sordariomycetes; Hypocreales; Nectriaceae
Product: thioesterase-like superfamily-domain-containing protein
Exons: 2
Coding region: 1-951 (316 amino acids)
Source: RefSeq, a predicted model, not a curated record
AUGAAGGAAGCUCCCUCAUUCGACAAGGACUCCCAAGUCUCAAAACUUGAUGAUACGACAUUCGCUGCCAAUCUGACCAAGGCAUUCUGCGUUGGAACAGUCCCCAAUGGCGGCUACGUCGCAUCCAUUUUCCUCCGAGUCGCAAGCGCAUACCUAAGCCCACGCAACCAACCCGACCCCAUCGCGGCCCACUGGCAGUUCCUCAAUGCGACGCAUGAAGGGCCCGCGAUCCUCGUGGUAGAGAACACCAAGCCGGGACGAGGAGUAUCUGUCAUCCACAUCACACUGUACCAAGGCGGGCUUCUGCCACAGGCCCCGUGGGUGUCACCACAGUCCAAGAAGCGAGCGGUGGCUUACAUUACGAACUCGCUGCUUGCGGGCGAGAAUGGCAUCACGUUCGCAACAGGAUUCGAUGUCAAGGAUCCGCCUCCGCCGGUCAAUUUGAAGCAGCUGGACAAGGGCAGUGACGCCAAUUGGGAGCGGCUGCACAUGGCGAUUAUGGAUUACGUCCCAAUUCUCAACAAUCUUGAAUUCUACUCUCCCAAAGGCUGCACAUUUCGCCCAGCCACUUACGACUUCUGGGUUCGGAUGGCCAACGUCGAGGGCUUCACAAAUGCCGCGCUAGGGUAUUUAUCAGAUGCCGGGCCGCCUCUACUCGUGGAAACGUUUCGACCAUCGGGUCCAGAAUCAGCCAUCCCCGAGGGGGGCUUUGCGUUUGACAAGAGGUUUUGGUACCCGACGGUGACGAUGAGUCUCGACGUCAAGAAGGCGCUCCCGGUGGAAGGGGAGGAAUGGCUGCGGAUGCGGGUGGCGGCCAAGGUGUUGAAGAAUGGACGGUACGAUGCCGAGGUGAUUUUGUUUGAUUGCAAUGGGGAGGUUGUGGCGUUGAGUAACCAUGUUGCGCUGGCUGUUGAUGUCGAGAGGAAUUACUCGAGGAAAGACAAGUUGUAG